Messenger RNA from Cavenderia fasciculata, 951 nucleotides. RefSeq names its product palmitoyl-protein thioesterase 2 (gene ppt2). Bases 1 to 951 code for a protein of 316 amino acids. The transcript has 5 exons. Gene Ontology annotation, cellular component: lysosome. NCBI's taxonomy places the organism in Eukaryota, Evosea, Eumycetozoa, Acytosteliales, Cavenderiaceae. Gene Ontology annotation, molecular function: palmitoyl hydrolase activity; thiolester hydrolase activity. The record is from RefSeq and is a predicted model, not a curated record.
AUGGAUGGUGACGGUGAUUGUGAUACAAAUAUGUAUAUCACUUUGAACGAUGGUUGCACCACCUCUAGUUCUGUCGAUGUAAGAGGUAAAAGUAGAUCAGAGGAUGGUGAUGGUGGUGAUACUGAUCCACUGCCCGUACUUCUUUUACAUGGGUUUGCAUUAUCAAAUACAGCAGGUACUUAUAGAGACUUUACUGAUUAUGUUAAUUGGAUUAAACAAAAUAACCCAAAUCAAAUUGCAAUUUCAUUAAAUGUUGAUAAUGGAUUUGAUUCAACUCAAGCAAUGAUUAAUCAAAUUUAUGAUGUUUAUCAAUUAAUUCAAAAUAUUACAAAGAAUAAUGAAAGUUUUGCAAAUGGGUAUCAUUUGGUUGGACAUUCACAAGGUGCCUUGAUCCUUCGUUCAGUAGUUGAAUUAUAUGGUCUUCCAGUUAAUACUUUUGUAUCAUUGGCUGGUGUACAUAUGGGAAUAUAUGGAUUAGGACCAUUAAGUGGAUGGGAACAAAAUUUAACAGAAUGGGAAUUAACCAAUUUAUUUUAUACCAAAACAUUUCAAAAAUCAUUUUCAGUAGCCAAUUGGUGGCAUGAUCCUCAAAAUCGUGAUAGAUAUCUAUCAGAGAAUGUAUUCCUACCAAGUAUCAACCAAGAAUUACCAAAUCAAAUUCCACAAUAUAAAGAAAAUUUAAUUAAUAUUGGUUCAUUUCAUUGUUUUGGUUCAAAAGAUGAUGGAACAGUAGUACCAUGGAUAUCAGAAUUAUUUGGAUUUUUUGAUAGUAAUUUAAAUUUACAACCAAUGUUUGAAAGGGAUGUUUAUAUCAAUGAUACAUUUGGUUUACAAACACUUUAUAAAGAAGGUAGAUUAACAUUGACAGAGAUUGAUGGUAUUGCUCAUGCUCAUUGGUUAUCAAAUCAAACUAUUUUUAAUCAAUAUAUUUUACCUUUAAUUUCAAAAUAG